GGCAAUUCCUCUGCCGGGGUGACGAUGCCUGUUGCAUUCUCGCUGUGCGGAGCAUCUGCUCUGGAGGCUGCGAGUUUCACCUUCUGCCACGUUGCUCAUUGUGUUAUUUUCUUGCUCAGGAGGUGGCCCGGUGUCUUAUUUCUGCAUCAUGUUCUGAAGACAGAGUUGCUGGCUGCUUCCUGAGCCUCCAGACGGCAUCUAUCUCUGAGCUGAAUCCGAUGCUCAGAAAGUGAGCUCUCUCCAGCUGCAAAGAUGGUAAUAAAUGUCUGUCUCCCACAGUUCAAGCCACGAAUUCACUGCAACAAGGUAAAAUGCCCGGCGUGCCAGUCCUGGGCUCUGGCCGGUCAGCCCGUGUCAGACAAAGACGCGUUCACGCUGGUGGGCAAAGCUGUCCUAAAAAAUCAAAGCAAAGUGACGUUCGGCCACAGAGGCUUCAAGCCAAGGCCUCCCUUCCACCAGAUGGAAAACGUCCUCUCCUAUCCCGGCUCCGCAUCCCAAGACCUGUGGGACAAAGGGCCCGCCUCGCUCAGCAACGUGUCACACUUAAAGCUCUGCAUCACGCACGUGGCGGGUGGCGGGCUGCCCUGCGUCAGGCGCCUGGAGGUGUGGGGGCAGCCGGCCAAGUCGUGCCCGCCAGAGGUGGUCGAGGGCGUCUUCCAGGUGGCCUCGCAGUGCUGGGCCCAGGCGGCGGGCGCCCUCCCGCCGUGGGCGCCCAUGGAGAGCGACUGCGCGCCCCUCGGCACCGGCGAGAGCGAGCAGCAGGCGCUGCGCAAGCUCGUCGACGUCGUCCAGGACGUCCCCGAGGAAUUCCUGGACCCCAUCACUCUGGAGAUCAUGACCUUGCCCAUGCUCCUGCCCUCGGGGAAGGUGAUCGACCAGAGCACCCUGGAGAAGUGCAACCGCAGCGAGGCCUCCUGGGGCCGGGUCCCCAGCGAUCCCUUCACGGGGGUGGCCUUCAGCCAGCACUCGCAGCCCCUACCUCACCCCACGCUCAAGGCCAGGAUUGACCAUUUCCUACUGCAGCACAGCAUCCCAGGCACCAACCUGCUCGGCCGGGCCCGCGCCGCCGACACGCUCGCCCCCUCCUCCCUGACCAUGUCUUCUCUGAAGAGGAAGGUGGACUCGAUGGAUCAAAGCUCUGCGCAGCCGCCCUGUUUUUCUGCUACAAACUUUCUUGUCAUGUCUACCUCAGAGAACAGUGCAAAAAAAAUGAAAACGGACACUGACUCGCACUUGACCCAAAUGGACUGUUCAACAGAUCUGGUCUCCCACGAGCAAAGACUCUCCGAAAGUUUGGACACAGCCUUGACCUCGGCGCUCAGCUCGAUGCCGUCGUUCACGGCGAGGCUGAUGCGGGGCCAGCAGCAGAGCGAGGGUGGCUGCAGCAGCUCGUGGGGCAGCGUCCCGGAGCACGGCAGGAGCGGCCAGGCGCCGGGAUGCGCCUCCUGCGGCAAGACUUUCUCCUCGUACUUCAAAGAGGAGCCCGUCUACCAGCUGCCCUGCGGCCACCUCCUGUGCCGGCCCUGCCUGGCCGAGAAGCAGAAGUCCCUCUCGAUACUGUGUGGGAAUUGCAAGAGGUCAGUGGCCACCCACGACGUGCAGAGGGUUCACUUCCCUGCCGGGCCGGCGGAGGAGCUCGGGCGCCUUGUGCUUAUGGAGUAG
Molecule: messenger RNA, 1662 nt
Organism: Tinamus guttatus (white-throated tinamou)
Lineage: Eukaryota; Metazoa; Chordata; Aves; Tinamiformes; Tinamidae
Source: RefSeq, a predicted model, not a curated record